AUGCCAGACCACGAACCCAGGGCCAUCCUCAUCGGCAGCGGCAUCGCAGGAAUCGCCCUCGCUGCUCGCCUCAAGAAAGACCUCAGAUUCAACAAUUUCAUCAUCUACGAACGCGAAAAGGACAUCGGCGGUACUUGGUUCCUCAACACCUACCCCGGCGUCGGCUGCGAUGUCGAUUCUCACCUCUAUUCAUUCUCAUUCAACUUGAACCCCAACUGGUCGAAACGUUUCGCGGAACAGCCCGAGAUCCUCGAGUACCUAAACGCGACGGUGAAUAAAUUCGGCAUUCGGCCACAUGUUCAGACUGGCAUUCAGGUUGUCGAGGCUCGGUGGGAGCAGUCACGCUCGCUAUGGCGAGUGUGUCUUCGAGAUAUGAAAAGUGAGCAUGUCUUCUGGAAAGAAGCAGAGAUCCUCAUUUCAUGCGUCGGAACAAUCUCUACACCCAAAGACUGCGACAUCCCAAACCACGAGCUCUUCGAUGGCGCGAUAUGGCACUCGGCCCGCUGGAACCACGACUAUGAUGUCCGCGGCAAGACUGUCGCGGUAGUUGGCAACGGAUGCUCCGCAGCUCAGCUGGUACCUCACCUUGUGAAUGAUGCUAAAAAGGUUUAUCAGUUCCAGAGGUCUCCGCAGUGGGUCACAGAAAGGUGUAAUCGUGAAUUCAGCGCAUUCACGAAAUGGUGCUUCCGCAACGUGCCUCUGCUCAACCGCCUAUACCGCUUCAAGCUGUGGAAGAGCACCGACGAUUUGCACACACUGUAUAUGUCAGACUCAGACGCAUACAUAGUGAAGAGGGAGAAAGCUACGCAAGUCUCGGUCGACUACAUCAAACAGCAUUCCCCGGCAAAAUAUCACGACAUACUAGUCCCUAAGUUUCCGCUCGGUUGCAAACGCCGAAUUUUCGAUCCUGGUUACCUCGACUGUCUUCACGAGGACAACAUCGAACUUACAACCGAGCCUAUUGUCGAGUUCUUCGAGCACGGUCUUCGCACUCCUAGGCGGGAUAUCCUGGUUGACGCUAUCGUCCUCAGCACAGGCUUCAAAAUCCAGGAAUUCCUUUCCCCGAUCACAAUUCACGGACGAUACACCAGCCUCAAUGAGCACUGGAAGACAACUCGCGGCGCACAAGCAUAUAAAGCCUCCAUGGUGACUGGUUUCCCGAAUUUCGGAAUCGUCUUCGGUCCAAAUGCAUUCCCGGCUCAUAAUUCGGUGAUCUACACGAACGAGGUGCAGGUCGAGUAUAUGAUCAAAACGAUUUUCCGACCCAUUCUUAACGGUUACUUCAAAACGAUUGACGUCAAGGAGGCUGCCGAGAUGUAUGACGCAAACUCUGUCCAGGAGAAGCUCAAGACAAUGGUUUGGUCGGGUGGCUGCUCGAACUGGAACUUGGAUACCAAUGGACGUAACACUACCAACUACCCGGACAAUACGUGGAAGUUCUGGUACCAGCUCUACUGGCCGAAGUGGGAAGAUUUUGAUUUCUCUGGUGAUACCGGGAAGAGGCCCAUGCAUCCCUUUCAUUCUUUGACUUUGACUAUUGCGUUGACGGCGGGUGUCGUUAUGGGGGCAGUCUACAAGUCGAAGCAUUUGCUCCGAGCAUGA
Molecule: messenger RNA, 1602 nt
Organism: Penicillium lagena
Lineage: Eukaryota; Fungi; Ascomycota; Eurotiomycetes; Eurotiales; Aspergillaceae
Product: flavin-containing monooxygenase
Exons: 1
Coding region: 1-1602 (533 amino acids)
Molecular function (GO): N,N-dimethylaniline monooxygenase activity; flavin adenine dinucleotide binding; NADP binding
Source: RefSeq, a predicted model, not a curated record